This is a messenger RNA of Pimephales promelas (fathead minnow), 3862 nucleotides long. It is a transcript of the gene rbm15b, whose product is annotated as RNA binding motif protein 15B. NCBI's taxonomy places the organism in Eukaryota, Metazoa, Chordata, Actinopteri, Cypriniformes, Leuciscidae. Gene Ontology annotation, molecular function: RNA binding. The record is from RefSeq and is a predicted model, not a curated record.
GGGCGCGCACAUUCCUUUUGUCCAAGAUGGCGGAGUAGAUGCAUCUGAAGCGACGCUAAUGUUUGUCGUUUUAUUUUUAUCGGUGAAGCUCAACACCCAGGCGAACGUUUUUCCGUGCAAACGUUAGGUAAAGUCCUCCUCACGGAUGUACAAAAAUUCCUGAAGCCGUGAGAUUUCACCUCGGAGCUGAUUUUAUAUUUUUGCGGGGGGAGCAUCACUGUAAAAUGAAGCGGCAGGCCGAGCGCGACGCGAGUCCGUCCAGAACUCUCGCCAAACGCGUCCGCGAGCGAGACCGAGAGCGCGAACCGAACCCGCCGUUAGCGUUGCUGCUCGCGGAGAGCCGAAACUAUCAUAAACGAAGCCGCAGCCGAGAGCGGGAAAAACCGCGGGUCCGUGAAGAGAGAGAGAGUCUGCAUCACCGCCCGCAUCACGAACUGGGUCUGCUUGGUCGAGCCCCCCUCCGAACCACCUCAGUUCUGCCUAAAGGUAAGACUGUGACACCAGCUACAGAACCAGUGCCUACACGACUAGAAUACAAGACACUACUUAUCAGCAACCUUGGAUCUCAGCUUUCUGAUGAACAUGUGGAGGACGGACUGUUUCAUGAGUUUAAAAAGUUUGGAGAUAUGAGUGUUAAGCUGUCUCAUACGCCUGAACUGGGUCGCGUCGCAUACGUCAACUUCAGACACACGGAAAUUGCACGGGAAGCACGUCACGCCAAAACCAGGUUGGUGCUAUAUGAUCGUCCACUCAAAGUUGAACCCAUGUACAUGCGGCGUCGCAGUGUCACGCCUCCAGAUGUUAGUUAUGUAUCUCUACACAGUGCUGCCUACACCUACAGACAGCGGUCCCUGUCCCCCGGCGCGGGCAGCACUAGCGCCCUUCGAGAAGUGAGACCCAGGCAUUACGUUGAAGGCAUGGGUCUCAGUCGGGACCGCGUUUUGGACUAUUACAGCGCUUUGGAGGAGAGGAGCCGUGCGUAUGCAUAUCAGCUUCCUGAGGACGACUUAAAACCAGAGGACGAUCAGAGAGCCACGAGGAAUUUGUUCAUCGGAAACUUGGAUCAUAAUAUUUCUGAGGUGGAACUACGACAAGGAUUUGAGAAGUAUGGGAUUAUUGAAGAAGUCGUUAUCAAGCGGCCUGCUCGCGGACAAGGAGGCGCGUAUGCUUUUCUUAAAUUCCAGAACUUGGAUAUGGCUCACCGGGCUAAGGUGGCCAUGCAGGGACGUAUGAUUAACGGCAACCCGAUUAAGAUCGGAUAUGGGAAAGCCAAUCCGACGACUCGGCUCUGGGUGGGCGGACUUGGCCCGAAUACGUCUCUCGCUGCUUUAGCACGUGAGUUUGACCGCUUUGGGAGUAUUCGCACCAUUGACUAUGUGAAAGGAGAUAAUUUUGCUUACAUUCAUUAUGAGAGCUUGGAUGCAGCCCAGGCCGCUUGCGCGCAAAUGCGUGGUUUUCCUCUGGGCGGUCCGAACCGCCGGCUGCGCGUGGAUUUUGCGAAGGCGGAGGAGACGAGGGCGUACCCUCAACAGUACCAGCCGCCUUUGCUCCCGCCGCCUCAUUUUGAUAUUCUCCCUGAGGGUUACGGACGUCACCGCAGCCUAGAGAGGGAGCUGAGAGCAAGGGCCCGCUCACCGUCACACCCUCUGUUCGCCGAGCGAGAAAGAGAGCGCCUAUCGGAUCGGGACUGGAGUCCGCCAAAGGGACUGGAGCGGCGGGCCAACCCGGAAGCGUUUGGGCGGGUCCGGCAGCGCAGCCGUAGCCGCAGUCGAGAACGCUGGUUAAAGGAGCGGGACCUCGAGCGGGGGCUGGGGAAAAACUGGGAGGAGCGACGCAAGCGAAGGAGCCUGAGCCCCAACGACCGUCCCACCGAGGAGCGUGGACGGUCAAAGCUCAGAGGAGGGGCGCCGGCCACCCCUGAGGACAGUCCGGACCGGGGCCGCGGGCGUCUCCCGGACUCCACCUCAGAACCCCUCGAUCACACCCCUGACAUCAGCAGACACUUCAGCGACGAGCGUCCCGCGCAGGACGAGUCUUUGCAUCUGAGGAAGGACGAGCGGGAUCGCAACCACCGCAAAAGCGAAAGCGACCCGGACUCGCAGAUGGACAAAUCCAAAACGGACUCCAAAAAGCCCAGCACACUCUCCGAAUACGCCCAGACGUUGAGCCGCGUGUGGCACGGUUCUCUCGUCCUUAAAAACAGCUGCUUCCCCACAAACAUGCACAUGCUCGAGGGUGGCGUGAGCUUUCUCCACGCCCUCAUGAGAGACAACCAAGCAGGAGGCGCCAAGAUCACACAGCUUAAAAUUGCCCAGCGGUUGAGGUUGGAUCAGCCCAAACUGGACGAGGUGAUGCGCCGCAUCAAGCUAGGCAGCCCGGACAGCUACGCCGUGCUCCUCGCCGUCCAGGGGCCCUUGGACCGGGACGCCCCUCCUCCAGAACCAGGCCUUCAACAGCGCCUUCUCCGCAACCUGGUGACGUACCUCAGGAACAAGCAGGCGGCAGGGGUCAUCGGCUUGCCCCUCGGGGGCCCCAAAGAGCGGGAGACGGGGGGCAUGCUGUACGCCUUCCCUCCGUGUGACUUCUCACAGCAGUAUCUCCAGAACGCUCUCAAAACUCUCGGCAAACUUGAGGAGGAGCACCUGGUGAUCGUGGUGGUUAGAGACUCACCUUAACACUUUAAUUCCACCUCUAGAAAACGUUCCACACAGAUUUUAUGCCUUUUAUGAUUUUAGGAUGGACCUUUUUAGCUAAGUACUUCCAUACAGUCAUCAUUCCUUUCUUAACAUGUUUUAAAAUCAAAUAGCAUCCCAGAGAAGCAACAAAUGAGUUUUUUUUUUUUCACCUGUGCUCAAAAUCAUUGUAUUCUACUUUAAAAAAAAAAAAGUGUUUUAUAUAUUUGCAUGCACAAAGCAAUUUGACUGAAGUUCCCAUCCAGUGGUUUGCUAUAAUGGGUGUACUACGUACAUACUGGGCCUCAUUUUUUUUUUUUUUUUAAUUGUUUGUAAAAAUCAUGUGUUGGUGAAUCGUAGCAUUCGAUUCACUCUGACAGUUUACCUAAAAAAAAAAAGUUUGUCGAUUUCUGUUGACCGGAAUUCAAGUAUGUGGCUUUUUUACACAUUCAGUAACAGGUUUUCUCUCGUUGUCCGUUCCGCAAAAGAUCCUAGAUGUUUUUUGGUUUUUCCAGAAAUAAAACGGUGCUUGACAAGGCGGUAUGUUCAGUUCAGAUUUCAGCCGUUUGUGUCGUAACUGAUGGCAUCUACCUCUUUAACCAUGUAACACAUCAGGUAUGUUUGACGAAAUGAAGCGAGUCUUUGAGCCCAUUGCGUUUUAAUUGUAUGUUGUUAUAAAUAUGCACCUGCAGCACUAACAGAAAGGUCAUGUGACCAUACUUGUGUGUAACGAGUUACUGUAUUGAUCCAGACACACUAAUGUUUAACCAUUACGAACACUACGGUCUAAGCUCGUGUUUAUUUGUACACAGUGCCCUCCGCUGAAUGACUACUUGCCGAGUCAUUUGAACCCAUUGGUAAAACUGAGUCAACACACAUUUAAAGUGAGUUUUUAAACAAAUGUCAUGUGAUUUGACUUUCAUACUGACGUGUAAACCUCAAUCAAGUGUUAUUCUUAGAUUUUAGUUGAUAAUCAUGGGGUUUGAAGGUCCACCUGCCAACACUACAACCAUUUGCACUGAACGGUAAUUUUCCAUUGUUAAUUUUUAAUCGUGUUCUUUUGUUUUACAUCUCUUUUAACACUCCUUUUUUUGUAAUACUUUUAUAGGAAGUCUUUUUUUUUUCUGUCUGUAUGCGAAAACUGUAUGACGUAUAAAGAAAAGUAAACAUUUCAUGUGCUUGUUUUUAAA